Messenger RNA from Micropterus salmoides (largemouth bass), 2498 nucleotides. RefSeq lists its product as uncharacterized. Gene Ontology annotation, molecular function: hormone activity; hormone receptor binding. The transcript is spliced from 3 exons. The record is from RefSeq and is a predicted model, not a curated record. Gene Ontology annotation, biological process: receptor guanylyl cyclase signaling pathway; cGMP biosynthetic process. The coding region runs from base 1596 to 1991 and encodes 131 amino acids. Gene Ontology annotation, cellular component: extracellular region. NCBI's taxonomy places the organism in Eukaryota, Metazoa, Chordata, Actinopteri, Centrarchiformes, Centrarchidae.
AGCUUUCAAUGUCUGCUUGUGUUAUAUGUUUGGACAGCGGUGUUUAAUGGGUUGUCCCAGCUUGCCCGGACAGUAUUACCACCUCACAUGCUUCUCCACUUCAUUUUCCUCAAUUUUGUUUUCCUUUUCUUACAGCAUGUUCUGUCAUAUCAUAUUUCAUUCUGUCAGACAAACUUUCACUCUGUUCCUCAUCAGUGAGUAUUUAUUUACAAUCAUGUUUGUUUUUUUUUCUUUUUUUCCCCUCCCCACUUGUUCUCUGACACAUUUGCUGUUGCCUAGUUGGCCGCCUCUGUUCUCCUGUAAUCAAUCUCUUUUGUAGGUCUCCCUCCGCUCUCUGCCUCCCUCUCCUCCUACUCCUCCACCUACUCUCCGUUGCCUACUUUUCCUCUUACAUGCGCGCCUCUCUUCACUGACAUCUCAUGCACGGUAGUUUAACCCCCCCCCCCCCCAAUCGCUAAUCUCUCUCCUUUUCGCCUACUCCAGCUCUCCCACACAUUGUCCUCUCCGAAAAGAUGAGAGGGGUGCAUUUCUGUAUGUGUGAUUGAUAUGUUAUGUAAAGACACUUGCCAACAACAGGCUAACUGCAGCAGCAGUUAGGUUUUAUCUGAGGACAAAUUUGAGUUCAAUGUAUUCAGUGGGUGCUAAGUGCACAAACAUGAGAAAAUUUGCCCUGUUUAAAACUUCAUUUAGUGCUGUGCAAAUUCUACUUGUUCGUGCUCAGUAUGAAAACAUCACACACUGCUCACAGAAGCUGCCUUAAUUAAAAGAAAAUAUUCAUUGAUUGCAAGACCAGUAUCUGAAAUCCAUUUGUCAUCCCUGGGGUUUAUUUACUAGGAAUAAUCAGAGGCUGCUGAACUUUGAGGUCGGAUCUUGCAGCUCCUGCUAGUGUUGUAAUUUGGCGGCAGGGGGUACAGGGAGCAGAUGGCCCUGACAGACUGUAACUUACCCAACAGAGAGGGGAGGUCAGUGCAUGCUGGGAAAGACCAAAGAGACAAAGGGGAGAGGGGGAGGCUAAUAUGCACGAGGAGCAUUGUUUCCACAUGGGAAAUGUAUAAUUUAGAUCAAGUCUUGAAAUCAUAUGUGUGAAUCUUUCCAGCUAGUUCACUUCUCCAAAGGCAUUAGCUGACUGUUGCCCUCUGACCUUGCGUUGUGCAGUACAGUGGCAUCAGUAUGGCUCACAGAUGCACAGUACAGUCACCUUGGCAAUGACAAUCACUCUCCAAGGCUAUGACAUCACUCCAAAGAAAAGGAGAUGAGGAGGAGGAAGCGGGGGGGGUCUGCCUCUACAAAACCUCUGCAGCAUCCCAGCUGAUGCCCCAGCAUUCAGCUCCUGCCAAGAGGACCGACACAAGAGGAAGAAAAUCAGCCCUUUUCAAUUCCAUCACAGAGCAAGGAGUAGGAGGAGUCAGUCGAGUGAGAGAGUGAUGCUCCCAGCAGGUGCCAACAAGUGAGAGGUAGCCCAGCGACUGAGAACGAAGGGAGAUGGAGAAGAGUCUGUGAGAGCAGAAUACGCCCAGAGCUCUGAGGAGACAAACGACAGCCACUGUAUUUUCAGUCCUCCAGCUCCAGUUGUUCGUGUCUGUCUCUCUGCUGCCAUGCUGUGUCCUGCGCUGCUUUGUGCCACCCUGCUCCUCCUGACACCCCUGGAGAUCACAGAGGCUCGCGCUCUGCACCCUUCUCCUGAUGCUGUGCAGUUCAUGGAGCAGUUUCUGGAACGCUACAAUGACCUUUUGACCCUGGACGACCUGGAGAACCUGUUGAAUAGCCAACCAGAGGAGCAGUCCACCUUCUCCUCAGGGGUCAAAGCAGCCGAGUACCCCAAAUGGGCUGAUGGCCAAACGCAGGCUGAGACCCCCUGGCUGCGCCUGCUGAAGGGGGCUGUGGCCAAUCAGAAGCGCGCAGAACCGGACCGGUCAAGGAGGGGCUGGAACAGAGGAUGCUUUGGGCUGAAACUGGAUCGGAUCGGGUCCAUGAGCGGGCUGGGCUGUUAGUGGAGAGAAAAGCGAAAAUAAAGACUGAUGGCAUAAUUCUUAGGUAUUAUAGGGGAAAACACACUUGCAGUGAAGAGUGUUCACGUGUGUGUAGGCUACAUGUAGUAUGGUGUAAACUCGCGGCAGUGUUAAUGUGGUUUCAUCCAGCGUACAGAUACCAUAGAUCAGACGCUUCACUCUAUUGUGGCUGUUUUAACAGAGCAGCUGUAGUUUAUUCCAUGUUUAAGUAUUAAACUGAAUAUUAGAACAUGUGAGCUAUGUUUACAUCAAAUUAUCACCUUUUGAAUGUUGAGCUUGUUUUUAAGUAAACUGGCACUUCAUGUAUUUCUAGCUUUGUCUGCGUACCGUAGCCUAUAGAUGUAAAAGUGUUUAGGCAUUUCGUGGCCAGGGUGUCGUGCUAAAAUCAGGUGUAAUGGACGAGGAUAUCCAAUUGAUGGCACCUGUAAUUCCUGCUGUUUCAUUUUUAUGUUUACUUAUGAUUAGCAUGAAUAAAUGGAUUUGACAUUU